Molecule: messenger RNA, 3088 nt
Organism: Girardinichthys multiradiatus
Lineage: Eukaryota; Metazoa; Chordata; Actinopteri; Cyprinodontiformes; Goodeidae
Exons: 2
Coding region: 1016-2593 (525 amino acids)
Molecular function (GO): nucleic acid binding
Source: RefSeq, a predicted model, not a curated record
CUAUGUGGACAAUGGUGUAACAAGUACUGCAAGCAUCAAGGAAGCUAUUCAGCUCGCUCAGGAGGCUCAGACACUCUGUGCGUUAGCUGGCCUCAGACUGCACAAAUUUGUAAGCAAUGACAAAACAGUGUUAGAAAGCAUUCCAGCAUCUGAACGUGCCUCUCCACAGCAAGCAUGUGACCUAGCCUUUAAUGACUCUAAACUUGAAAGAGCGUUAGGCAUUCAUUGGCACAUUGACUCAGACACACUCAGGUUUCGCUUUCGCCCCAACGAUCAACCUACUACAAGACGUGGGAUCCUCUCUAUGGUUGCAUCUCUUUACGAUCCAUUGGGAUUCAUCUCCCCCUUUAUACUCACAGGCAAAAGAGUGCUUCAAGAGACAUGCAAACAAGGCACUGGCUGGGAUGAUCCCCUUCCCAGUGAACUAAGACCAGUGUGGGAUAACUGGAAAGAUGACUUGAAGAACCUGGAGAAAAUCGCCAUACCACGCUGUUAUGUUCCUAAAGGCUUUGGCCAAAUAGUAAAAACAGAGUUGCAUAAUUUUUCUGAUGGAAGCUCAUAUGGUUAUGGUCAGUGUUCAUAUUUAAGACAUGUAAACAAAGACGAUAAAGUGCAUUGUGCUUUGGUUACAGCAAAGACCAGAGUUGCUCCCAUUAAAGUAAUAACAAUACCAAGACUCGAACUGACAGCUGCUGUUGUCUCCAUUACUGCAAGCAACAUGUUAAAGGAUGAGCUUGGAUUGACACAGAUUGACGAGUAUUUCUGGACGGACUCUAAAGUAGUUUUAGGCUAAAUUAAUAACGAAGCCCGCCGUUUACAUACAUUUGUCGCCAAUAGAGUUAAAAAAAUAAGGCUCAACAGCACCCCCCAGCAGUGGAGAUAUGUUUCUUCUGAGCAAAAUCCAGCGGAUAUUGCCUCCAGAGGUUCAAGUGUAAGUUACCUCAUUUCAUCAGAUUGGUUCAAAGGGCCACAAUUUCUGUGGAAUAAAGAAAUUCCUCCAGCUGCAGAGAUUGAUAUGAACGUGCCACUCGGAGAUCCAGAGGUGAAAAGGGUACAUGUUCUGAACACUCUCAAAACAGAGAAGAAGGGUUUAUCAGAUAAGUUGAGAAAGUUUUCCUCUUGGUACAAAGUCACUCAAGCCAUAGCUCGACUAAUUUGCUGUGCCAAGAGAGAUAAAACAACAGGCCAUAGUACAGUCCAAGAAAGACAAAAUGCACAAUGUGUUAUUCUAAGAGACAUACAAGCAAGUGAAUAUGCAGAGGAGAUAAAGGCGCUCAAGCAUGGAAAGGCAAUCCCUCGCAAAAGCAAACUGUUCAAAAUGGACACUUUUCUUGAUAAUGAUGGACUCCUUAAGGUGGGAGGAAGACUCAAAGAUGCUUCAUACUCCUCUGCAAUGAAACAUCCAGUAUUAGUUCCAAAUGGUCAACACAUCACUCAGCUAAUAAUAGCUCAUUUCCACAGUAAAGUGCAACAUCAAGGGAAAGGACUGACAACCAAUGAGAUCAGGUCAAAUGGAAUUUGGAUUCCAGGCAUCAACAAGGCUGUGACAAACUUUAUACACCAAUGUGUAAAGUGUCGCAGACUCAGAAGAGGCACAGAGGAACAGAAAAUGUCGGAUCUCCCAACACAGCGCUUAGAUCCAUCUCCACCGUUUACAUUUUGUGGAAUGGACUGUUUUGGUCCCUUUCUAACCAAGCGAGCUCGCAAAGUGCACAAGCGUUAUGGACUUCUUUUUACAUGUCUUUGUUGCAGAGCAGUGCACAUAGAAAUGUUAGACGACAUGACUACGGACGCCUUUAUCAAUGGACUCCGCUGUUUUAUAGCCAUGAGAGGAGCAGUCAGUGAGAUAAGGUGCGAUCAAGGAAGCAACUUUGUCGGAGCUAAAAACGAACUGCAGGAAGCUUUAAAGCAAGUCGACCCUAACCGCAUUACCACAUUUCUCGCCGGCAAACAGUGUGUCUUCAAAAUGCAUACUCCUCAUUCAAGCCAUACAGGAGGUGUAUGGGAAAGACAAAUCAGGACAGUUCGAAACGUUCUGUGCUCAACAGCUUCGCUUUCGUCAGGCAGAAUGGAUGACGCAUCAUUAAGGACAUUCUUCUAUGAGGCGAUGGCCAUUGUGAACAGCAGACCUCUUACAGUGGACAACUUAAGUGACCCAAACAGCCCAGAGCCGCUGACACCAAAUCACCUGCUUACUAUGAAGUCUAAGGAAGCCCUGCCACCUCCAGGUACAUUCAUCAAAGAGGACAUGUAUGCACGGAAAAGGUGGCGGCAGGUUCAGUACUUAGCAGAACAGUUUUGGUCACGUUGGAAGAGAGAGUAUCUAUCCAACAUCGCAAUAAGGCAGAAAUGGCAUACUCCAAGGAGAAACUUAAAGGUUGGAGAUGUUGUCAUGGAGAAGAUGGGCGAUUUACCUCGCAAUGAAUGGAGAUUAGCACGUGUAAUAGACACAGUGACUGACAAAGAUGGACUUGUAAGGAAAGUAAAGCUUCGCUUUGGAGACAAGAAGAUGGAGAAAGGACAAUAUUCCAGCAAACCGUCUAUAGUAGAGCGCCCUGUACAGAAACUGGUUCUUCUAUUUGAGACUGUUUAACUACAUUCUGCAAUUUAAGGUUCAUCCGUUUUUUGUUUUUGUUUUAUAGACUGUGUUUUUGUUGACUUUAAAGGUUACAGGUCAUUCCUUCAUUAGGAAAUCAUUAUCGCUCCUUUGUUUGCUUGUUAAGCUCUAAUGAUUUGGUGGGAGUGUAAAGGACCUUACUAAUAUGUUCUGUAUUUUUAAGUUGGUUCAUAAGUGUUUAUUAUUUUGCUGCAGCAGUAACGCAGCCAAUGCUUUUAUUUUGAAAAGCUCAGAACGGCAAGGUGUCGUAAAUCGAUUUCCGCAAACGGUACAGCAGCAACGGCGCGGAUUGCUGUGUGCUCAGAGAAGGUGUGCCACACGGUUGUAUAGGAGAAGGAUAUUGUUAAGGUUUAAUUUCAAGCAGCAAAUUGUUUCUUAGCACCUGGUCGAGGAGGGAACAAGAAAGGCCGCACAAUAAAAGGAUUGUGAAACAUCAGUUUGAGAGACCAUCAUUUCGACCGGGACGCUACA